Blepharisma stoltei is the source of this 1428-nucleotide messenger RNA. The record is from the annotation of a GenBank genome assembly. NCBI's taxonomy places the organism in Eukaryota, Ciliophora, Heterotrichea, Heterotrichida, Blepharismidae.
AUGUUGCCAUCUUCUUGCAGACUGACUUAUUUGAUAUCAAGAUUUAUCAAGAUCAAACUUCUAAAUCUUGAACCAGAAGAAUACCCUUUCGAUAAAGAAGCUUUAAAGCAAAAAGACUUAGAAGAGGACGAUCCUUUUACUAUUGCAUUUCAUGGGUUUUAUAAUGGAACUCAUAUCUCAGAUGGAUUCUAUAAUAUUGAAGUAGAUUUAGUCCCAAACCUCAAAAUUCAGCCUAAUUUGAUGCUCAAAGUAUAUUUCUGGACUGUGAGAUAUAGAAAAUCAAAAUUACAAAUGACCAUCAUUAGGGCCGAUGUUGUGCCCACUCUGAUAUUUUCAUUAAAAGAGCCUACAGUCUCAAUUGAGGACAGUCCAGUUAUUUCUCAGCUCCUGCAAGCUCAUAGAUACUAUAUUGCUAUCAAUAGUUUCGAUAAUAACCCAGGGCCUUUUUCAAAGUGGCUCAGCCAAAAUCCUACAAUAAAUAUUGAAAAUCCCUUAAAUAUAAACGAGCAAGAGAAGGCCGAACCAAAUAAUUUUUCUAUAGAAGAUAAGCAAGCCUAUCCUAUCUUCACAAGCAAGCAUUCAGAAACUGCUUAUUCUCCAUCUCUAAUUAAAAGUCCCGAAAAGUGAAGCUCUUCCAGCAUCCCUCUCCCAAAUUUACCCUCAGCUAUCUCAUCAAGCCCCAUUUUUGCCUCCCUUUCGCCUUUCUCAAUUGACCCUUCUUCCAUUUCCUUCUCUGACCCCUCUGAUAUCGAAGACCUUGACAUUUUCCCCCCAUGGGCUCUGGCUUAUCUUAAACUCUCAUAUAAAAUCUGAAUAAACUUAAAAAUGGAGCAAGAUUACGAUUAUCUCUUUAAGCUUCUGUUGAUUGGUGACAGCAACGUCGGGAAAACCUCAGUUCUGUUAAGAUACGUUGAAGAUACAUUUAACCCUGAGUUCCAAACAACAAUAGGCGUUGAUUUCAAAAUCACCACAUUGGAGCUGCAAGGAAAAGUCAUUAAACUCCAGCUCUGGGAUACCGCUGGACAAGACAGGUUCAGAAAUAUUGUGGCGUCCUAUUAUAGAGGAGCUCAGGGGAUUGUUCUCAUGUAUGAUAUUACUAAUACUGAAAGCUUCAAAAAUAUUAAUCGAUGGUUUGAGGAAACCCAAAGCUACCUCCCAGCAAAUACUCCUAAGAUGAUUAUAGGGAAUAAAGUCGAUUUGGCAAGCAAAAGAACUGUUACCCAAGAAGAUGCUCAGAGUCUAGCUGACAGAUUGGGGGUGAAAUAUAUAGAAACUUCAGCAAAAAAUUCAGUGAAUAUUAGAAAAGCGUUUGAAACUAUGUCUGCGUCUAUACUUGAAAAAAUCUCGAAAGUAGCCACAACCCCUAGUACUCCAGGUGGGACAAAAAUAACUGAAGGAAAAAGCAUCAAAAAAGGAUGCUGUGCCUAA